GUCCCGAGGCGGGCUCGCAUGGCGGCGGACGGGGAACCGCGGACCUGCUGCCCGGAGGGCGGCGCCAAGAUGGCGGCCGCGGCGCCGCCGCUGACCUGGGAUAUUCCACCAAAAAAUGGCCAAGAAGUAUUUUUCUCCCAUGAACUUUAUGAAAAACAUUCCUUGUCUCUGAGCCUCUCUGAACUCUGGCAUUUAUCAAACAGAGAGGCAAAGAAAAAUGCAGAGGCAUUGGCAAACUCUUCAGAGACCAAACAGGCUGGUAGCCUGCAGGCUGCAGAGUCACUUGAGGUGGAGGCUACAAGCCCAGCUGAUGACCAUCCUCUCCCAGAACCCAGACUGCCCUACCCAUUUACCUCUUGUUUGACUGAGAAGGAGCAGAAGACAUACUUGUAUCUGAUGACUAAGUUCUCAAAAAAACCAAACCAUUUCCAAGUUAAUGAAGCAAGUCAAAGGGAAUUUUUCACAUAUAUGCAAAUGAAAGAAGUAGUAAACAAGGAAAUUGCAGAAUUUAUGAAAUUUGCCCAAAACGCCGCAAAGAGCUGUGCCCAGGAUUAUGAUGCCAUCUCUGAAGAUGCCCUGCGUUAUACUGAGGAAUUGCUACGGGCGUGUGUUGGACAUGUGCAGAAGUAUCCUGAGUUUUACACCCUGCAGGAGAUCAUGAGUAUCAUGGGAGGAAAGUUUCAUACACAGCUGACCUUUAAGUUGGAAAAAAAUCUUCUUGCCAUGGGUACAGCAAGACGUUGUAAAACUGAUUUCCCUUCUAUGCCUGUUCAGCUGCCCACUGAUUAUAGCACUGUCACAUCUAUUAUAACCCCAGAAAAAAGGGCUCAUGUGAUGCAUAAUGAUAUUAGUUCAGAUUCAAAUGCAGAAAAACUUGCUUUGAAAUACUGUCCUCAAGUUGUUUUAAGUGAUCAAUCAUUAUUUACUUUACUGAAUAAUCAUGGACUGAACUACAAGGAACAGUGGGAAAUUCCAGUUUGUGUUAAAAUGAUCACUGUUGCAGGUAGCAAAGCAGCUAAAGUGGUUUAUGUUGAUCCACCUCUGCUGAGAAAAGAAAUGACAGUACGAGAGAGGAAUCAAAUCUUCCAUGAAAUUCCAAUGGAUUUCCUAGCAACUAAAACAUCUUAUGUUCCAAUCUCUAAUGUAUCAAUGGACAAACCAGCUGAGGACAACCUGUUUCAGUGGGAUGUGUGUUCUGACACCUACCAGUGCAGGACAGUUCCUCCUCCAGAUGACACUGGGAUGGACUUUGAUGAUGAUGUUACAGAACUUGAAACUUUUGGAGCAACAACCAAGCCCUCAAGAACUUGUAAAAUGGAAACUACUGUUUCUGCAUCUAGUAACACUGCUAACAUUUUAUCUCAUGGCCUAAAAAUGGAGGGGAAGAAUUCAUCUGCCAUAAACAGAGGAGAUGAAGAAGAGAAAACCACCCUUUCUGAGCAAGAAGGUUCAGCGUGUGCCGGCGUGCAGCUUCCAUCAUUAGAUGGCAUCCCAUGCUGCAGCCCUCCAGAACAUUCUCCCUGUAAAAGCUUUCAGUCAGUGGAGGCAGGACUGAGCAAAGCACAGGAUGUCAUGACCACGGAAGUGUUGGACAGUGAAACAAAAUUAAAUCCUCUGCCUGUUGCAGUGAGCUCUGAGAAGGAGCCUGAUGCUGCACAGAAAACAGAGACUUCCAGUUCUUUGUGUGCCAGUGACACGGAUGAAGAGCGUUUGGUCAUUGAUUCAGACUGUGAAACCACUGCUUCCUGCAAACCAGCUGUACCAACCACUGCUUCCUCUACCUCAGCAGAGACUCCCAGAUCUCCUUGCCCUACCCAGAGUCCUUCAGCAAGCAUCACUGACUGCUCAGAUACCACAGAUCAGGGGAAAAAAGCCUCCAAGAAACCUCCAAGAAAGUUAUCCAAAGAAUUGGAUCCUGUCGGGCAAAUUUUGAAAAUGCAAACUGAGCUUCUCAAGUCCCCUUCCCAAAAAGCUCCUGAACCAGUGGUGAGCUGGGAUAAUGCUAAUGCUGUGCCAGCCCAGCUGCCUCAGUCUCCAAAAACACUGGUGACCUCCAGCACAGAAGCUGUGCCAGCCCCAGCCUCCAAUGCCAUGGGCUCCUCUAGAAAUACCUGGACGUGGCUUUUUAAGGGGAUGCCAAAGACAAAGCUGCCAAGUGAACUUCAGCUGCUUGAAGAAGAGCCUUCAGAGUACCAAGCACCUGAGGAGGGCAAUGUUGUGUACAAGCUCUUCAGUCUGGAUGAUCUGCUGUUACUCGUGCGUUGCACUGUGCAGAAGGUCAAGUCACUGCCACAAUACCAGAAAAAGAAAAAAGCCCAAAAGCCAAUUCCCAUAUUCCUGUUGCCAAAACUAGGGUACCAAGCCUACUAUGGUGUGGAAGCUCUUACAGAAAGUGAAGUGUGCCAGCUGUGGACACAGAGUAUGCUGCAUUCCAAGUGCUUAUUUUAUAUUGGAUGCUGAAGGUAUGGCUUGCACAGGACUUUGCAGACAGCUCAUCCAGCCACCACCCCUUUUUAUGGAGGUUCUUGGGAAUGUAGGAGACAGCAGGCUGGGUACGUAGGAGACAGCAGGCUGGGUGUGCAGGUGGUGUUGCAGAUGAAGUGCCCUGGGCUGGCAGGCUGCGCUGGCCUGGCCUCCAGCACAUCUCUGUUCCCAUGCCUGGGAUACAGUAUCCUUGGGACUGAGAAGCACUGGUUAUUCCAGUCGUGUUUGUUUGUCAGCUCCUGGAUCCACUCUUUCCAGAAGCAGGCCCUGGGGCACACAGGAGCUCUCUUUUGUGGGCUCUGAGGAGGCACAGGAUUCUGUGGGUUGUCACUGUCCUGCACAGUAAAUGGGUACUCCCAGCCUCUGGGGCAGAUCCUUGCUAUUGCCAUGUAUUUCUUAUAGAGUAGGUAAAAAAAUAUGUAGAAGUAAAUAUCCAUUCAAUGAAAGAGAUCUACCACAGCUUUUAAUAGGAAGCUGCUAUCAUAUUCUACUUGGGGAGUCUUCUGCUCUUGGUAUAUUGCAAGGUAGCUGUGAAAUUCUGCCUUUCAGUUGGUAUUCCUAAGGGAGCUGUGAAAAAUGCAGUGUUGCACUCACAUUUACUCAGAGGGCUCUUUGCAACAGAGAGCUUUGUCCUGAAAAUCCAGAGACAGUUCUCUGAGGGUGAUGCUAUCCUGAUGUUAUGGGCAAUGUAUAAUGGGGUGAAUCUCUCAUUGCCUGUCACUAAUACCUGAUGGUAAGACUUCUGCAGUGAUCUGUUCAGGGUAAGGAGAAAGGCAGAGAGCUUCUGAAAUCAUGCUGUAAUUUGAAUUAUUUUAAGUGAAAUGCUGUGUUCUAUAGUAAAAGAAUUUUUAAAUCAAACACUCUGUAAAGCCAUAAAGUUACUGCUUUUUAAAUUUACCUCCCAAUAUGAGUGUGGAAGUAUGGAACAACAUGGUGUGAAAACUAUCAUCUUACUAACCCAGUACCUACAACUUGCACUCUUGAUCAGACAGUGAAGCCUUUAACUUUUAAAUUUUAAGCAUGUAGCAGACUUCAGUGUUAAAUUGCAUAGGUGUUUUUGCCUCUUGAAAAAGCUUAAUUUGCUGUCUCAACCAUCUCUUGUAUUGCCAAGUAAGUAUGAAUGAAAAGUUCUUUGGACCUUGGUCUAUGGCCCAUAAUUGUCCAGCAUUGUUGUGUGUGAGGGAGGAUCUCAGCUCUGCUGUGACUCAGGGCUUGAGACAGAAAUCAGAUGUGUAACCAGGGCCUCCUGCAGCAGCUGCAGGGGGGAAAUGAAGCUGAGGUGGUUUUUUUUUAGGAUGUUCUCAAAAAGCAGAGAUACUAUCAUCAAACAAAGCUGUCUUCUUGCUAGCAAAGCACCUGGCUUGGUUGUGAAGUCCUCUUGCUGCUCAAAUAGGAAAUCCUGUAUCUGCAAAGGCAGUAAUCUCUGUGACAAGCUUCCCAAAUAAGGCACUUGUACUUGUCUAAGCAGUAAAUAAACUAGUGAUAAGCUUUACUGAUUAAUAGGAGCAUUUUAUCCUGACUAUUACUCCCUUAUUUGCAUUAAGUGGCUAAGCAAAACUUCCUGCAAGAACAGUUUACCUUCACAUGAAUGGAAUAAUAUUGGCCUUUAAAUUAACAUCAUUUGAAGAAUGGGUUGGAAAAAAUACCUAGUCUAGGGUAACAUACUGCAUGUCAAGUAUUUUCAAUCAGUCACUUCUUGAAUACAAGAUACAGUUAUAUAAACUAGGUGGAAGUAGUUCAUAGAUAUUUUGUAAUUACUGGUUUUUUCCGAGUUAUGUUUCCCAGUGUGUUUAGAAGUACAGAAGUCUGAUUUAAGGAGAGGCUGGUGAGGAAUACAGAACUCAAACAGAAUUUUUUACAUUAUAUUUUUAAUAAUGACUUCAAGCCUCUUUUUGUAGUCCACAAUGUAAAAUACAACAUUUUGCUGCUUAGUCUUGCACAAAAUACUGAUAACAAGAAAAGUAACAAAUGUACAAUGUUUAAAAGAAAUCGGUUGUCCUGGUGCAUCUUUUUUAAUUUGUUGAAGUAGGAGUUAUUACUUAGUCUUCUUACACAACACAUAAACUUAGUGAUGGAUAGCUUGGAAUGUGAAAUGCUUUGAUUUAGCAGUUUUAACUGUGCAAUUGAAGCUUUUACACUUCCUAAGAGAGCAGAUUUAUAGUAAGACAGUAAAUUCUACUGAGCAGGCUGUAUUUUAUUAUGCUGCCUUUUCCUCAUCCUCCUGCUGGGAGCUGAAAUAGAAUAGAUUCCUGGGAAAACUUCAACAUGAGAAAGAACCAGAAGGCAAGGUACAGUAGUCAAAUCCAUGUCCAAGCUAUACUGGUGAUCCUUAUUGCUCAUCACAUGAAACAUGGGCUAAGCUGUCCUUGGCAGCCUUUAUUUUAAAAAUGUCACAAGGAGAGCUUUGAAUUGUUGCUUCUCAUGGUGUCAAACACAAAGUUGUUAAAUUAAGACAACUUGCCAUGAUCAAGGCCUGAGUUGUAAAUUGUAGUUCCUCAGGUGAGGAAGGGGUGAAGAAUCAAGACACAAAGGUCAGCAUGCCCAGAAAGUCAGCAAUAGGUCAGAAUAGAAAAGCAAGUAUAUUAAAUGCAAAAGUAAAUUUGUUGUUAAACAUCAGCUUUUGGGAUCUGUCCAGUGAGGAAGCAAAGUGAUAAGGGUCAAAUGAACUUGAGAAGAUACAGACUAACUGAUGAGAUGAAGGCCAUGGCAAGAUAAGGUUGUGUAUCCCACACACCACCCAAGAUGGGAGCUUUGCUGGAGUCAGGCAUCUCUUGCUUUGGAAAGGCAGUCAAGGUACAGAUGCCUGUGCUUAAAGCAGCUGCACAUUUUACUUUCUCUUAUGGUGCAGCAUUGAUAAAUACUUUUCACUGUUCAAUGCCAAAAGAGCAAAUAUUUUAUUCUUCUAAAGAGGUCAGCAAAUUAUGCUCUUACAUUUAUUUGGUUUUAUUUUUAGUGUAUUAAUUGAAUUUCUU
Passer montanus (Eurasian tree sparrow) is the source of this 5456-nucleotide messenger RNA. It is a transcript of the gene ICE2, whose product is annotated as interactor of little elongation complex ELL subunit 2. The record is from RefSeq and is a predicted model, not a curated record. Gene Ontology annotation, cellular component: transcription elongation factor complex. Bases 19 to 2460 code for a protein of 813 amino acids. Lineage: Eukaryota; Metazoa; Chordata; Aves; Passeriformes; Passeridae. Gene Ontology annotation, biological process: positive regulation of transcription by RNA polymerase III; snRNA transcription by RNA polymerase III; snRNA transcription by RNA polymerase II. The transcript has 12 exons.